Lycium barbarum (goji berry) is the source of this 2322-nucleotide messenger RNA. RefSeq lists its product as uncharacterized. Lineage: Eukaryota; Viridiplantae; Streptophyta; Magnoliopsida; Solanales; Solanaceae. Bases 193 to 2172 code for a protein of 659 amino acids. The record is from RefSeq and is a predicted model, not a curated record. The transcript has a single exon.
CUGUAGUUUUCUUCCUAGGCACUUUAAAACUUUUGUGAGUAUCAGGAAACCUUUUUCUUUCCCAUUGGGUCAAAACAAAAACAAAACAAAAGAACAGGCGUCAUGCCUUCCGUCGUCGUUCUCAAGCACUAGCUCAGAUUUCUCUAUAAUAAUAGCUACCAUUUCUGGUCUUUAGAGAACAUCAACAAUACUAUGGAUUCACAGUCACCACAUGGUACUAUUAUCUUCUCCACGGUUGGCAGAACCAAUUACGGCUUCGAUAUAUUUUCCCUCAAUUCUCCCUUUUCUUUCCUCAAUUCUCCUCCUUCCCAUAGUUCCCAAUAUCCCACCGAGCACCGCCUUACUGACGGUACCUCCCUUAAUUUCAACGGCCAGUUCAUUGACGAAGAUCAGACACUCGUCUUCGUCUCCGAGAGAUCAGGUGCUCCUCGCAUUUACUUGCAACGUCCCUCCGAAGUACAAAUCGAACAACUUCCUGCUUCCCCUGAUAGCCUAUUUCUUGACCGUCCAUUUCUUCGAAAUAAUCGCCUCUAUUAUAUCUCUGCUCACCAGCCGCCCCAGCAAAUUUUCACCAGCUGGUCCGCUCUUUAUUCCACUACUCUCGACGACGGUAAGAUCAUCCGCUUGACUCCGUACGGCUUCGUUGAUUACAGUCCGGCUAUUUCGCAGUCUGGACACCUCAUCGCGGUUGCAUCCUAUGGAGACCGCCGUUGGUCUGGCGAAUUCCAUGAUCUGAGAACGGAUAUUGUUGUUUUCCCUGAAUCCGACCCUGACAAGCGGACAGUCGUGUGCCAACACGGUGGCUGGCCAACUUGGUCGGGCAAUUCGACCAUCUAUUUUCACCGCCAAGCUGAUGAUGGUUGGUGGAGCAUUUUUAGAGUCAAUUUGCCCGAGGAUUCCUCCAAUUUGGGUGCUGAUCCGGUUCGAGUCACUCCUCCUGGUGUGCACUGCUUUACUCCUGCAGCAGCCUCACACAACUCAAGAACAAUGAUUGCUAUUGCUACCAGAAGACCGGGGAAGAGCUGUCGCCACAUCGAGAUUUUCGAUGUGGAAUCGCACAAGUUCUAUCCGGUGACCGAGUUGCUUAACCCUACCACCCACCAUUAUAAUCCGUUCUUCUCUCCUAAGUCUACGUUUCUCAAUUAUCACAGAUUCCGGGGCGAAACAUCAUUAGGAGACACAACAAUUCCUAAUUUGGACCCUGUAAAUUCUCCAGAGAAAGGACUGACAAUGGUGAGACUUAAUGGAUCAUUCCCUUCCUUCUCUCCCUCGGGUGACUUUGUUGCAUUCAACCCGGAUUUCGCAGGCCUUAAAAUCGUCAAAUCAGAUGGUUCCAAGAAGUGGACAUUGUUCAAAGGUCGUACAGCUUUCGGCAACUCCUGGUCUCCAGCUGAACCAAAUGUGAUUUUUACAUCAGUCGGACCUGUAUUUGACUCUGUAAAAGCAACAGUGCAAAUCGCACGAGUUUCAUUCAACUCAUUAAGCCUUAAUAACGACGACUGCGGGGAAAUUCCAGUAGAAACAAAAGUUCUCACAGAAGAGGAGACUGGAAAUAAUGCCUUCCCUUCGUGCUCGCCGGAUGGGAAGCAUGUCGUAUUCCGUUCAGGCCGUUCGGGGCACAAAAAUCUGUAUAUUAUGGACGCUGUUAAGGGAGAGCUGGAGGGGGGAGAAAUCCGUCAGCUAACAGGGGGACCAUGGAUUGAUACAAUGCCAAGCUGGUCACCCGACGGAAAGCUGAUUGCAUUUUCUUCCAACAGGCACAAUCCGGAUAACAUCAAUUGCUUCAGCAUCUACGUCAUUCAUCCGGACGGCACAGGUCUCCAGAGGAUCCACGUGGCAGGGCCGGAAGGAUCUGAAGAAGUGGAUAAGGAGAGACUAAAUCAUGUAUGCUUUAGUAAGGACUGCGAGUGGCUCCUAUUCACGGGCAAUUUGAGCGGAGUGACAGCUGAACCGGUGUCGGUGCCGAACCAGUUCCAGCCGUACGGUGACUUAUAUUUGGUGAAGUUGGAUGGGAGUGGAUUACGACGAGUGACGUGUAACGGAUAUGAGAAUGGAGCUCCGGCGUGGCAUCCCUUUGUUGUGCCUAUGACUAUGGGGGACUCAGAACGGAGCGUACUAGUAGGAGACAAGUUAAUGGGUGAAUUUGAUGAUGUACUAUGGAUGAAUUGUUGACAUAGAUACAAAUAAAAUCUAGUUUAGCCGUCCCCUAUGUCUUUUGCUGCUCGCUCAUGAGUUCAGAUAUCAUGUUGUAUGGGCUGUAGGAUGGAAUAAACAUUAAAUGCAAGCUUUGUAAUAAUAAUAAAGACUAAAGAUUUUGAGGUA